Messenger RNA from Amoebophrya sp. A25, 1027 nucleotides. NCBI's taxonomy places the organism in Eukaryota, Dinophyceae, Syndiniales, Amoebophryaceae. The record is from the annotation of a GenBank genome assembly.
AGACAAUUUAGUUUGGUUUCGACUGUUCUAGGUUCAUCAUCCUCAAGUUGGGUUUCUGAUACUUUGCUGCUCUGAAGCGGUAGUUUAGAUUCAAGAUGGCGCACAUUGAGCACAACUUCAAUGAGCUGAUCAACGAGGCCAACCGUGAUCGCCCCGAUCAGACCAAGGCAUUCGGGAAUUUAUUCAGUCUGGUUGUUUUCCUUAAGCUGCAUUGAUGCUCGACUUCGGUUGAUUUGUAGAUCACUUGGUUUGUUAGCGUUACAGUUUUAGGUUGUAUUGGAUAUGAUUGAGAAGUGAUCUUCCUUUCUUUUCAUGCAUUUUGCUUAGGUGCGCACGGUGAAGCAAAUUAUCCAGACCCAGUUCGGCGUUUUGGUUUCCGCUAUGGGAGAACGCGAGAUCAAUGACAUUGAGCGGUUUUGUAUGUCUGGAUCUCUCCACGAGCGUCCGAUUCCGUCCGGUGAGAAUUGCAUGGCUUGCGUUCUCAAGGAUGCUACUUGUGUCACUCUUUUGGGCGGGUAUAUCCCGCCGGUUGAGGCUGUCCCGGAAAUUCCGGCUGUUGAAGAUGGAGGUGAGGCGAUUCCUGGCGUGCAAGGACGCCCGGCGACCAUCGAGAUGAGUGCCGUUUUGACUGCUCAUCGCAUCAACAGCGACUUGCUGCAGGCACUUAUUUUUGCGAUUUAGUGACUAUAGAUGGACAUUGUUUUCUUUCUUUUGUUUCUUAAGUAUUAUCUUUGUUUGCUCACUUUCUUGCUAGAAAUGCGUUUCAUCUUGUUUAGGCUUUGUAAAGGUCCUCUAUAUUUCUUUCAUCGUCUCCAAUCUUUAGAUUUUCGCGUCUAAGACGUUGUCGGGUUGCGAUAAUACCAUCAAGAAAGCCGCCACUGUCGAAGUUUACAGUCGUAACAUUGCGCGCUUGGCCGGAAAUCAACUGAUCGGAGGAAUGGACUACUAUGCUCGCAUUUUGGCCUUCUUCCAGAUGAGCUUCACUGAGGCGAUUGAGGGAUACGUUGACAGGUUCUGGAGUUAUUAA